AUGGGAUCGACGCGUCCAGCGCCCAUCGCGCACUAUUCCCCGGCAUUGGGCCCGUUUGCCCAAGCAUCCGUCAAAUCGCAGCCGCGUCUUCAACCUUCACCGCUACCAUUACAACCCAUUGAAAACUCAUUCCAUCCACUGUCCCGUGGCCCGCACAGGCCAUCACCGACCAAAGGUCUGCCCACACAGGGCUCACAUCCCGGGCGAAAACUCGGUUUCGUUCCCAUCUCUGCUCCCGCCCCUCCCAUGUUCACCACCGACUCCCCUACCAAGAAGCCGCCUUUCUCCAUCUACUCGCAACCCUCAAUGCCCCAGUCGGCACUUUUCACCACCUUCUCCAGCGUCAAUCCUGCCGAGUCUAAUAAGAACCUGCAUCCGGAAGAUCCAUCCAAUGGCAGCUUUGCCGACUUCCCAGAACCCUCAUAUGAAUCUAGGCUUCCUAUGAAGCGCAGCCUGAUGGAAUCCGCCCCAUUGAAGGAGCGCGCAAUCAAGAAGAUGAAGCGCGAAGACGCGCAACUUCAUCACUUGCCCGAGCCGCAUGACAUGCCACCCGUCGAGGACGACGGGACUAAGCCGCCAUACAGCUAUGCGACAUUGAUUGGAAUGUCCAUACUCCGUGCGCCCAACCGUCGCUUAACCUUGGCCCAGAUCUACAAGUGGAUUUCAGACACAUUCUCCUACUACAAGAACAGCGACCCGGGCUGGCAGAACAGCAUCCGUCAUAAUCUUAGUUUAAACAAGGCCUUCAUUAAGCAAGAGCGUCCCAAGGAUGACCCAGGCAAGGGCAACUAUUGGGCAAUCGAGCCUGGUAUGGAAUUGCAGUUCCUCAAGGAUAAGCAAGUUCGUCGCGCCACCAUGUCCAGUCUACCUCUCCCUGCAGUUCCUUCAAGGGACCUCAUGCCCCAGUCGCAAGGCGCAAGCACAACAACCUGGAUGGUCCCCCCACCCCCCACACAACAAUCCGCACCUGCGAAGGUUUCUUCGCGGAACGUGGACCUGUCGUCCGAUGCUACUUUGCCUGCAUCUGAUCCGGCCUUGCAAGAUGACACGGAUGAGGGUGUUCAUACUACCGCGCAUCCAACUAGACCGCUGCGCUCUUCUCCCCCGCCAGCCAUUCGAUCAUCCCCCCCGGUGGCUCCUCCUCGUUUCUCCCGUCAGGGUACCCCACCGACCCCUACUCAGGCUGCCCCCACACCGGCACCUCGUCCACGGAAGCGCAAGUCGAUAACCAUCAACGACAGUGGUUAUUUCUCCUCAUUGGAAUCGUCGGCCUUAAGGCCCAAUAAAGCUGGCCACAUGUUGACAUCGGAUUUGGAUAUUGAACCGCCGCGCAUCAAGCGUGGACGCGCUGAAGAGGAGAUCGCACGGAUUCGCAGCUCUUCCCACGACAUGAGCCCGGGACAACCUGCCACGCGCAAGGACCCCAGCACCAUGGCUGGGUCUUCUCCGCUGCGUGGGGGAUAUGUGAGCAUGCUGCCACCGCCGUUGACCCCUGUGAUCAAGUUCAAGAAACCAGCCAGACCCCCGCCCUCGGUCUCACCUAAUACCAAUCUUCGAAACCACCGUCGUAAGAUUCAGCAAAUGGUCAAUUCACCUAUCAAGCAUUUGGGUUUGACAGAUGAGGACUUGCCAUGGAGCCCGGCUUUCAAUCUUCACGACGAAAGCUACACGCCGCAUGACCACUUCCAUACUACCUUCGAUGUUUUCGCUGACUCUGGUCACGACCAUGUUUCGUCGGCCACAUAUGGAUCUCCUGAGAAGCGCUCUGUUAAGCGUCAACGUAUCGACCACGGACACACUCCUCUUGCUGAUGUCACCUCAGUUAGCUUGAAUGCUCGAGCUGGCAUUCCCUCUCUAUCCCGAUCAAAAUCAGUCAUCUUCCCUGAGUCGCCGUCCAAGUUGCCGGAAAUUGGGCGCCUGGGUGAAACCAGCCAGGAUGAUUUCUUUUCCUUCCACCUUUUCGAUGAGGGUAACGAUAGCUCCGGGGAGGUUGAUGGUGUGGAUCUUUUGCAGGGAUUCCAAAAGAUUGGAGGCCCCGCGAAAGACGAUGCAUUGAAACCUAGGGCGUUGCACCCACGUCCCCAGAUGAGCCAUCGCAGCAACACCACCUUAUUUUGA
This is a messenger RNA of Penicillium verhagenii, 2118 nucleotides long. Its product is annotated as forkhead box transcription factor. Gene Ontology annotation, biological process: regulation of transcription by RNA polymerase II. Bases 1 to 2118 code for a protein of 705 amino acids. Gene Ontology annotation, molecular function: DNA-binding transcription factor activity, RNA polymerase II-specific; RNA polymerase II cis-regulatory region sequence-specific DNA binding. NCBI's taxonomy places the organism in Eukaryota, Fungi, Ascomycota, Eurotiomycetes, Eurotiales, Aspergillaceae. The transcript has a single exon. The record is from RefSeq and is a predicted model, not a curated record.